Messenger RNA from Colletotrichum truncatum, 318 nucleotides. RefSeq names its product 10 kDa heat shock protein, mitochondrial. The record is from RefSeq and is a predicted model, not a curated record. Gene Ontology annotation, cellular component: mitochondrial matrix. Gene Ontology annotation, molecular function: metal ion binding; protein folding chaperone; protein-folding chaperone binding. NCBI's taxonomy places the organism in Eukaryota, Fungi, Ascomycota, Sordariomycetes, Glomerellales, Glomerellaceae.
AUGGCCACUUCCGUCCGCUCUAUCCGCUCCCUUGUCCCCCUUCUGGACCGCGUCCUCGUCCAGCGCGUCAAGGCUGAGACCAAGACUGCCAGCGGCAUCUUCCUGCCCGAGUCCAGCGUCAAGGAGCUUAACGAGGCCAAGGUCCUUGCUGUUGGACCCGGUCUUCUUGACAAGAAGGGCAACAGACUGCCCAUGGGUGUUAGCUCUGGCGACCGCGUCCUGAUCCCCCAGUUCGGCGGUUCUCCCGUCAAGGUUGGCGAGGAGGAGUACCACCUCUUCCGCGACAGCGAGAUCCUGGCCAAGAUCAACGAGUCGUAG